Messenger RNA from Emiliania huxleyi CCMP1516, 609 nucleotides. RefSeq lists its product as hypothetical. NCBI's taxonomy places the organism in Eukaryota, Haptophyta, Isochrysidales, Noelaerhabdaceae. The transcript has 3 exons. The record is from RefSeq and is a predicted model, not a curated record. Bases 1 to 609 code for a protein of 202 amino acids.
AUGGGCGAGGCGAGCGAGGCAAAGAAGGGUGUGCUCUCGAUGUGGAUGUACGACCGCGCUGCCCAGCUCUACAAUGAGCAGAUCGUGGCCAAGUACGCCCACUCGACCGCCGCGCCGCCUGAUGGGCUGGCGUAUGCCAAGACGUCGGGCGAUAAGAUCAAGGCGGUUUGCGAGAGGUGCACCUCCACCGCCCGCGCGGCCUCGCGCGAGCAGGCGCGCCGCGGUGUCGUGCUCGCUCCGGCCGACCCGGACGGCGAGCAUGCGCGCGCGGUGGCCGGGCAAGAGCCGGCGGCGGCGGACGUGAAGCCGACGUCGCAGUCGCGGCGAGACUUUGAUUACAACUUUGCUGUGUCGCAGCGGGCGAUUAGGUAUACGCGGGAGCAAAUCGAGGACAGGGAGGUGACGAUCACGACGAGGGUUCAGCGCCGGCUGGCAAAAGCUGUGGGCGCAAAGCAGGCGCUCUCCAAGAGCUUCACCGCCGACAAGCAGCGCACGGCGAUCCUCGACAAGAUGGAUGAAAAGCAGCUGCUGGAGCUGGAGCUGGAGCCCGAACCAGUGCCGGUGCAGUCCAACGCCAACGCUGUGGCGACUAUCGGCAGCGGCGAGUAG